Messenger RNA from Closterium sp. NIES-65, 879 nucleotides. NCBI's taxonomy places the organism in Eukaryota, Viridiplantae, Streptophyta, Zygnematophyceae, Desmidiales, Closteriaceae. The record is from the annotation of a GenBank genome assembly.
AUGCUGAUCCUGUCGCGCUGCAUAUCACGCAGAAUCUCCUACCUCCUGCGCACUACACCGGCGGACACUCUCCCCAUCCGGGAAUGGCGGGGGUGGAGCGAGAGGCUGUUGUGGACAGCACUGAGGGCGGCCCACAUCAAUGUACCCUCCAGGGAGCUAGAACAAAGCCUGGUGUGGAGGCAGGCGACGCUACCGAUCGCGCUGGGCGGUGUGGGGCUGAUAGACCCAUUGUUAGAGGCACCGGCGGCAUACCUGGCGUCACUAAGGGCAGCACAGAUGCUGCUGCAGCAAAUGCCGCCCUCGCCAAACCACCAGCUUUCGCAAGUGGCGUCGCUGGUGUCACCGCUUGGGGAGGGAGUGGCAGGAAGGGAAGGGGAAGCAAUACGGGACCUGCGGAACAGACUCCCCGAGGAGGCGCGGGAGCUGCUAGGGGAGCCGGAGAGAGAGAGAGAGAGAGAGAGAGAGAGAGAGAGAGAGAGAGAGAGAGAGAGAGAGAGAGAGAGAGAGAGAGAGAGCGAGAGAGAGCGAGAGAGAGAGAGAGAGAGGGAGAAAGAAAGAGAGAAAGAGAAAGAACGAGAUACAACAUGGUGGGCACGCAUGUCCAUGAUUCUACGCACCAGCCCCCAUGAACUACGAGUAAGAGAGAGCAUGAAAGAGAGAGGGAGAGGGAGAGAGCAAGAGAGAGAGAGAGAGAGAGAGAGAGAGAGAGAGAGAGAGAGAGAGGGAGAGAGAGGGAGAGAGAGAGAGAGAGAGAAAGAAAGAGAGAGAGAACGAGAGAGAAUAAGAGAAACACAAUGGACAAGUGUGUCCAUGGCCAUAGGCAUCAUCUCCCAUGCACUAAGGGCAGGCACAACCACAUCCUACCGAGCUCAUUCUUGA